AUGCUGUUAGUGGACAACAGAAAGUGGCUUCCAAAAAAUCACAAACAUCGCACAAGCCUCUCCGCAGCCGUGGUUAUGUCCAACAUGCACGCGCAUAACCAACGAAAUGCCAUUAUCUCAGAACUCUCUCGUCUUAUGCAGGUCGAUCGCUAUGGAAAACAUUACCAGCCGUGUUUCGAGGCAAACUGCUUCGAGAUGAUUUCAAAGAAGAGCAAAUUUUACCUUGCUUUUGAGAAUUCGAACUGCCAAGACUACGUGACUGAAAAGCUGUUCCGUAAUGCGUUUAUGAAUGGACUGGUUCCUAUUGUCUACGGAACGCGCGAGGAUAACUACAAAGACCUCGCACCUCCUAACUCUUACAUUCACGUGAACCAAUUCCAGUCCCUUAAACAUCUUGUGGAAUAUCUAAAAUACCUGCAUGAAAAUGACACCGCUUACGCGAAUUACUUUGCCUGGAAAGAAUAUGGAGAAGUGCAAGUAAGAAUUCACCACCUCUCAACUAAAACGCCGAAUGUCCUCUGUACUGUUCUAAUCACCAUAGUUAACUUGUGGCAAGUGUUGGGAAACUAA
Molecule: messenger RNA, 570 nt
Organism: Mesocestoides corti
Lineage: Eukaryota; Metazoa; Platyhelminthes; Cestoda; Cyclophyllidea; Mesocestoididae
Source: the annotation of a GenBank genome assembly